Molecule: messenger RNA, 2064 nt
Organism: Ambispora gerdemannii
Lineage: Eukaryota; Fungi; Glomeromycota; Glomeromycetes; Archaeosporales; Ambisporaceae
Source: the annotation of a GenBank genome assembly
AUGAAAAUUGCAUCAAAAAGUAAAAAUUUUUAUCUAAUUUUAAAAAGAAAAGUUGUUCGAUCAGGAAAAGCUAAGAAUCAGCUCUUUCUAAAUAACGAGAGCACAUCCGUUGAAAUCAAAACUCCUAACAAGAAUAAAACACACCAAAAAGAAUUCACAUCCGACAAAAGAACCUCAAUCAAUCUUCAGAGUUUCAGGGAAGUUUCUUCUUCAAAGGCACGACUUAAUGUAAAAAUCAUCCAAUGCACAAAUAGACUUCUUUGCGAAGUUGAAAUCGACACUUGGAACUAUUUCUUUACUGAUCCAAGAGAAGCCGCAAGGCAUUCAUUUGAUGCUGGAAGUAAUACAGAACGGGUCGGUUGUGGAGAUAUUUCAAUGUCACCCUAUGACAUUGCUUGGGUAGCAAUGAUUCCAGUGCCACUCUAUAAAAAAACUAAGCAUUCAAAAGAUUUUAGACUUGCUUUCCCUGAAUGCCUCGCUUGGCUCUUAAGUUCUCAAGACGAGAGUGGUAGUUGGGCACGUACCGGAGCUGUCAGCAUUGCUCCUGUUCUUUCGGGUCUAUGGAGUUUAGGAAUGUUUGAAAGUCGCGCAGGUUUGUAUUUCGAAGAAAGAUUACGAGAAAUAGGUUUCACUUUGGAACAUUUUAAUACUAUAUUUGAAAAAGGAAUCUUCUUCAUGCGACAUACGCUAAAUGAAUGGAACAUUGAUGAUAUUGAUAUGAAAGGAUUCGAAAUUGUGACUCCAUUUCUUAUAUCACAAUUGGAGAAACUCAAUCCUCCGAUCUUUUUUGAUUUCCCUGAUAAGGAGCGAUACCUAAAAGAAAAUAAGCGGAAAAUAAAUUUAAUUCCAAUCGAAGCAAUCUUCAAACUAGCUUCAGCGCGUCAACCACUUGCAAUUAUUCAUUCACUUGAAGCGCUCAUUGGAGUUAUCGACCUUUCUCGCGUUCAAAAUCCCAGAUUUCAAGCGAUAAAUGGAAGCUAUGGAUCGCCAGCAGCAACAGCGGCAGUAUUAAUUGAUGCACCGAAAUGGGAUGAUAAAGCGUAUGAAUUCUUACGAAAAAUUAUUUCAAGACGUUCCAAACACGUGUCAACAUUGUGUGAGACACGUUGGGUGAUUCAUUGUGUCAGCGAAAUGGUAUUGAACAUUAUUCGUGAACCAAGAACCGAUUUAGAUCAUCCACUCUUAGAAGAAAUGUCGGCUAAUCUUCGAUGCCUUGUUGAAUAUAUGAAAGAGUUGCUUAUACAAAAAAAAGAUAUAAUGCGAUGGGUCGGUUGGAAUAAUCGCAUUCCAGCAGAUGUCGAUAACACUGCAGUAUUAAAUUAUCUCGUUACAAAAUUUGAUCCCAGCUACUCAAUUGAUAUUAAAGUAAUUUUAGAAACAUAUUGGAAUGGAAAAUGUUUUCUGAGGUUUCCUCGUGAGUGUACAUUUUCGGUCAGUUCCAAUGUUCAUGUUGUUACUCUGUUGCUGAGUGCACGCGAAAAGGUAAAGAACCAAUCAACCACCGAGGAAAACAUCGAGGAAUGGACGAAUAUCGAUAAUAUCAUAUGUUCAACAAUCAACUUUAUUUUAUCAAAACAAAAUGAGAAUCAAGUUUGGAUUGAUGAAUGGAAUGUGAGUCCAUGGUAUACAACAAUGAAAUCAAUUCAACUUUUACUCAGUCUUCAAAAUUAUUUAGACAUUUUGCAAUCGACUGAAAUACAAACAAAACAAAGUCUAUUUGACCAUUGUCGCAAAUCGAUCAACUAUGCAUUAUCAGUACAACAUUCGGAUGGAAGUUGGGGUGAGCCAUCAGCCGAUACGAUUGGAAAUAUGGAAGAAACAAGUCUCGUGGUGAGAUUAUUACGCGUCGCAGCCGAAAAUUGGCCAAAUGAUAUCCAGAUUAAAGGUGCAAUCGAAAAAGGUCGCACUUAUUUAUUGAAACAUUUCGACGAAGCAAUGACCGAUACUAAUUACUUUUAUAAUAAACAACCCUUUUUAUGGUUCGACAAACAACUUUAUACUGUACCGAGAAUACUCAAAGCUUCAAUAUUGGCAGCACUUUGGGACAAUUUAAAUUCACAGUGA